Molecule: messenger RNA, 7671 nt
Organism: Tetrahymena thermophila SB210
Lineage: Eukaryota; Ciliophora; Oligohymenophorea; Hymenostomatida; Tetrahymenidae
Product: surface protein
Exons: 16
Molecular function (GO): protein binding
Source: RefSeq, a predicted model, not a curated record
AUGGGUACUCAAACUCCUUCAAAAGCUAUUUCAAACAUAAAUUAGUAGUAAUGGCUUUUUUUUAUGUGCUCGUUUGAUGUACAAAAUAACUAUUUGAGAAUGUAUGUAUAUUAGUAAUAAGUAUCCUAAUCAACUGCCGUUACUCCAUUAUAGUUUUCGUCUUAAAUUACAUUUAAUAACUGGAUAAUUAAUUAUCCUAUCCCAAACUAAUCUUAAAGUUAAUGGAAUGGAAGUAUAAGAUAUUUUACGUUGCUAUACAAUAUUAACUUUUCAGAAUUCAGUACCUCAUUUUUAAGUCUAGUAUUUGGAGACUACUAAAUGAAAUAUUUUAUGCCUUUAAAUAGUCGUUAGGGAAAUACUAUUUAUGAAGUUAAUGAAGGGUUUUCAUAUUAGCUCUAAUAUAAUCAACUUUCUAUACCCAGCUUUGAAAUUGAUGGUAUGGGAAUGACAUAUUCAGCAACAAACCAAACAGCUGUUAUUGAUAACUUAUAGCUAUCUAAUUCUAUUUUUAUUUCAUUUUGGAUUAAACCAACUAUCAUAGCAUCAAAUCUUGGUUUAGAUAGUAAUUAUGAAUAUAAAGUAGUGACUUUGAAAGACACUAAUGAAUAACUUUAUUCAUCUAUUUCUAUAUAGUCUAACAAUUUAGUCUUUAAAUUUAUUGAUUCCCAACCAUAGACUUAUGUAAUAGGUCCUAUUGCUGAUAGUUAGUGGCACUUUCUUUAUCUUUCAAUUUUUGUUUCUAAUGCUGAAUUUUUGUUGAUAAACUCUUACUUUUCUUCUUCUUUUAACUCAACAAGCACUAAUAAAUUUUACAACUUACAACUAUUUGGAAUCAGCUAUACUACUUUACUCUAUAGAGUUAACUUGGGAGGAAUUAUUACAUCAAGUCAAGGAGUAUUUUCUGCAAGCAAUUCAUUUGUAGGCACUAUCAAAGAUUUUUAAAUAAGUUAAGGUGGAUCAAGCUAUGAUAGUACAGCUAGAAAUUCUUUGCCAACUUGGAAUUGUGACAUUAUGAUUGGAUUUAAUUCUAAUAAUAUUAGAUGUUUGCUUUGUAAAAACCAAAAUUAUCUAGUAGAUAAAAUUAAUAACCCCCCAAACAACUGCUAAAAAAAUUAAUGCCCAUAAGGAUAUUACAAGUAACCCAAGAAUAGAUAGUGUGAAUCUUGUGAUCCAAAAUGUAAAACUUGUACAGGUGGAAUAUUUAACUAGUGCAAUUAGUGUAUAAGCGGAAAUUACAAAUUGAAGACAAAUUGCUACUAAACUUGCCCAUAAGGUUAUUAUAACUCCUUAACAAGUUUUGAUUGCUACUAGUGUGAUUCGUCUUGUCUAACUUGCAAUGGAAAACUCCCUACAAAUUGCUUGAGUUGUUAACAAAAUUAGUUUUUAAAUUUAGGCUAAUGUCUUAACUGUCAUAAAUAUUGUGCUCAAUGCUUUGGUCCUAAGAGUAGCUAAUGUACUCAGUGCAAUAGCUCCUAUUUCUUGCUUUAAUCAACCUGCUUAGCAGCAUGCCCAGAUGGCUAUUUUGAAAACAGCCAAAAUUAAUAAUGCACAAAAUGCGAUAGCAGCUGCCUUACUUGUGAUGGAUCAUCAACAAAUUGUAAUUCAUGUCCAUAGUCAAGCUUUUUACUUUAGUAAGGAGCAUAGCAAUAGUGUUAGCCAUGUCAUCCUUACUGCUUUUAAUGCUUUGCAUCUGGUAACAAUUCAUGUAUUAGCUGUAAUAGUGGCUAUUUUUAGGAUGGCAAUUCCUGUGUUGAAGUCUGUCCCACUACAAAAUACAGAGAUUCAACAAACAAUUAUUUGUCUUGCCAAUUUUGUGUAAGUCCUUGUAAAGAGUGUUAUACAAAAGAAAAGUGCACAUCAUGCAUACCUGGAUAUUAUUAUGUUGCUUCUUCACAUUAAUGCUUGUCUUGUUCUUCUGCCAUCUAAUAUUGUGGUGCAUGUGAUAGCCCAACUAAUUGUACUCAAUGCAGCUAAUAUUACUUAGAUACAGGUUCAAAAACAUGUGUAAUUUAAUGUAGCUAAGGAUUUUAUGCUGACCCCGUCAUGUAGCAAUGCAACAGCUGUGAUCCUUCUUGCACUUAAUGCACAGGACCAAGGGUUUCUGAUUGCUAGGCUUGCUCUCCUGGAUAUUAUUUAGAUACAGCUUAAAGCACUUGCAGGCAGUGUCCUGAUAAUUGUUUAAAAUGUGGUGUUGAUCCUAAUAUAUAAAAUAUAUAAGUUAUUCAAUGUUUGAAAUGUAGCUCAGGUAACUAUUUAAAUAGCAUAGAUAGGGUCACUUACAAAUAGGUGAUUUGCUUGCCUUAGUGCGGUUAUGGAUACUUUUUAAAUCAAUAAAGUAUUGAUCUAAAUCUUUAGUUAAGUCCUUCAGACACUGAUGGUAACAUGUUGCUUUAAAAUUUUAUUAACUAUAGUUUUGUAAGCGGUAAAUCCUUCACAUAUUGUUAAAAGUGCAGCGAUGUUUUAACUAAUUGCUAAAGUUGUGAUACAAAUGUCUCAUCUUGUCAAGGAAGUUUUAGUAAACCUAUUCGAUGUUUAAGUUGUAAUCUGACUUUUUACUUAAAAAAUUGUUCAUGUUAGCCUUGUUCUUAGAAUUAAUGUGAAUAGUGCAUUUCAUUAAAUGAUGGCUCUACUUAAUGCACUUCUUGCCCUUCAUCAUCCUAUCUGCUUAAUGGUAAAUGUGUCUCUUAAUCAGAAUGUGAAAGCGGAAAAAUUCGCUUUGCUGAUAACAAUUUUAAUGUAUGUUCAACAUGUAAUCCAAUAUGUUAAACAUGUAAUGGAGGAUAAGUAAAUAAUUGCUUGACUUGCUAUAUUGGAUAUUAUUACGAUAAAUUAGUUUAAACUUGUUAGGUUUGUCCUUUUUCAUGCUCAUAAUGCACUGAUUCUACUCAUUGCUAAAAGUGUAAGACAAAUUAUUAUUUGGAUCAAACAAACCCUAAUGUUAGUUAAUGUGUGCUGAUAUGUCCUAAUGGCUAUUUCGGAGAUAGUAAUGGCAACUGUACUAAAUGUAGUACAUAAAAUUGUUAAUAGUGCAAUAAUUAAAAUAGAUGCUUAGUUUGCAACUCAAGCUAUUACUUAUCUAACAAUUCAUGCACAUAAUGUGAUUAAUCGUGCUUUUAGUGUUAAGGAGCUGCUAAUGGAUCUAUAAAAAAUUGUACCUAAUGCUACCCUGGAAAGAAAUUGUACCAAACAAAUUGUAUAGAUUAAUGCCCUGCCUAAACUUAUCUAAACAGUAGCGGAUAGUGCCUUAGUUGUGAUCCUUCUUGUUUAGUAUGUACUGAUAAACUUAACACAAAUUGCUAAUAAUGUGCUGAUGGAUUUUAUUAUAAUGAUCCAUCUACAUGCUUACCUUGUGAUUCUAGUUGUAAAACAUGCACCGGACCAGGAAAUUCAAACUGUAUUUUAUGUUCUAAAGGAUAUUAUAAAUUGGGUGAAGCUACUUGCAUUUAAUAAUGCAUUGAUGGGUACUUCCCAGAUUCUAUAAAUUAUAUUUGUAUGCAAUGCUAAGAUUCAUGUGGUAAAUGUACAUCUCUGUCUUCUUGCUAGCAAUGUAAUAUAGGCUAUUAUUAAGUCACAAGUUCAAAUAAUGGUGUUACGUGUGCGAAAUGCUAUUCAGCUUGCUCAUCUUGCCUUUCAGACUCAAUAAGUAGCUGUUUGUCAUGUUCGCCUGGAUAUUUUUUAUAUAAUUAAUCUUGCUUGAAUAUUUGCCCUAAAGGUUAUAGAGGAAUAGAUGGGUUGUGUGUAAAGUGUACUGAUUCUAAUUGUGCAAUAUGUGAUUCAUAAUAAUUAAGUAAUUGUUCUGUAUGCCUAAAAAACUAUAGUUACGAUCCAUUGAUUAAAGCUUGUGUCUAAAAUUGCUCAAAUGGCUAUUAUCCUGCUGCAGUUUUAGAUUCAACAAAAAUACCAUCAGACGCUUCUUAAUCAGUUUGUUAAAAAUGCAACAUAGCUUGUUCUUUAUGCAGUGGCCCUCUUCCUACUUAAUGCAGUGGUUGUGCAUCAGGCUAUUACUUUCAUCCAGAAAUAAAUACAUGUUCUUUGAUAUGUUUGUAGGGAUAUAUUAUAAACACAGCAGUAUAAAAUUAGUGUAAGAUAUGCUAAACUUCUUGCCUUUCUUGUAUAUAAUCUUAAUACCUCUAUAAAUAAAUUUGCUAUACAAAUAGUUGUCCUUUUGGAACAGAGCCCAUUUAAAAUACCAAUAUUUGUUAAGCAAAGCUUGCUCCAAGUGUUAAAAUUAUAACUGAUCCAAAUAACCUUUAAUUUUAAUCAGAUGUAAUUAUAUAAGCUUAAGUUACUUCUCAAAUUAAUAUUAUAAAUUAACAAUGGACUCUAAUAUCUCCACAGAAGGAAGCGAGCAAAAUAUUUUAGAAUGUUUAAACAACAUUUGCUACUCUGAUUAUUCCAGUUGAUAACUUUAAUCUUAGUGAAGAAUAUAUAUUUUAAUUGGUAGUUGAGAACUUAAAAGGAUCUGUGAAACAAACAUUCUAAUUCCACUCAUCAUAACUUAUUUAAGUAGGAACUUAUGAUAUAAAUUCAGACUCAUCCUAGUUUUUAUCUGGCUCAAGCUUGUUAACUCUAAAUCUGUAAGGGUGGAAGUCUAGUCAAGGUUUAGAAUUAAAAUAUGAUGUAUUUGUUUAUAAUAAAAAUUAAACAUAAUAUACAUAAAAUGGUUAAUAGUACUUAGUUAAUUCUCUAACAAAAGUAAAGGCGGCUGGUUCUGGACUUACUUCAAAUAAAUAGAUAACAUUUAAAACGCUUCCAUUGGUUUCAGAUACAUAAUUGACCUUUUAGAUUAGAGCAUAUACCACUUAAAAAAGUGUAACAGUAGAGAAAUAAAUAUUAAUUUUAGCUAAUCAGAACUAUCAGAAAAUGCUGAUAGAUUAACAAAAAACUGUCCUCAAUAUUACAUCAGCUUCUUAUUUUGGAGCCGAUGAUAAUUUUUACUUAAAUUUCUUUGGCACUAAUCUUCCAUCUGAAACAGAAGAUAUUGUUAUAUAAUUUGAAAUAGCAAAAUAAUUGUUAAGAAAUAAUUCUUAUGUUCAAGAUGCUUAAUUUCAUGAAAAGGAAAUGUAUUUUUAAAUGCUGCAGGUUUAUAAUGCCACAUAAAUACCAUGUCAAGAUUCGAUAGACUGUAAUGGAAAUGGAAAAUGCUAUUCUGUAAGUGUCCCUUUUAGCUGGACGCCUUUGAACUCUACAAAUUAAACUAAUUAAGCAAGUUCAACCAUACAAUUAGUUGAGUCAUAUCACAAAAUUCAUCAUUUUUGUAAUUGUAAUCCUCUUUUUAAUGGCAUUACAUGUAAUUGGUAGAGCACUUUUUUCUAAAAUAUAACUUAAAAAGUUAAUGAAGCUACUAUUUACAUAUAAUAAUUACCACAAAACUUACUAAAUCCUGCGAGUAUUUUAAACUUAUUUGCUACUAUGAGUGAAUUUAAAGAUGUAAUAGUAAAUAACAUUUAAUCAAUUUUAGUUAGCACUACUAAUUUCCUAAAAUAUGUUGUGGAUUAGCCUAUAUACUUCUAAUUUGUCAAUGAAAUAAUAAUGAAUUAUAUAGACAUCCUAAUUAACUAUAACCCUAGCAUGGAUCAAUCAGUUAUUAAAUAAUAUAUUAUUAAUCUAUUUUCAAUCCAUUAAAACUAUACUCAAUAAACAUCUUAGUAUUUGUAUGAAAAAUAGGGGAUGCUAACUUACACUAGCAACGUUUACUAGCUUGUACUUUCAGAAAUAGAUUAAAAGAAUUUGCUUAGUUAAAGCACAUCUCAAAGACUUUUGAAAAAAGAUGCAUACAGGCAAGAGGAAGAAUUAGAUUUUUUCUCUGAAAAAUAAUAAAAAGAAUUAAAUAAAUUAAAUUCUUAAAAAAUUAGAUAUUUAUAAAGCGAUUUAUUUGAGUUUGGAGAUGGUACAGAUAUUCUCUUGCAAUUAUACUCGAUACCUUCCAUUUCAGUCAAUGCAAAUAAGAUAUAAGUUUUAAUACCAAUUUAAACUAUCACUAAUCCUGGCAAGAUAGUUAUUAGAGUUUAAAAUUUUUUGAUUAAUCCAUUUGAUUAUAUGAUUAAUUGUACUUUGAUUUAGAAAUAUCAAGUAUCCUAAAUAGCUUAGGUUGAUAUAUUUAACUAAAAUCAAUUAGUCCCAACCAUAUAAAUGAGUGCCCCAAUUACUAUUGUGUUAAAAAAGCUAAUUCGUGCUUCUCCACCAACUUCUCUCAACAUCACAGUUUCAGCUUACUAAUGUAUGAAUUAUAUGUAAAUGUAUAACAACUGGAAUUCUACAAACUGCUCAGUUUAAAGUGAAAAUAGUACUCAUAUCGCUUGCUCUUGUUAUUCUUUACAAGGUCCAGUUGUUGUUAUCGCCUCUAUUAACAACACAGCAACCCCAGUAACUUAAAACAGCAUAUUAUUGCUCAAUGAAUUUUUGAAUCCUGGUAUUGAAAGCAUGAGAAAGAAUUUACUAAUAAGCUUAGGUUUACUUAAUCCAAAUAAUAACAAAACUGACUAAAACAAUAACACAAAUAUAAGCACUCCUACAAAUAUUUAUCAAUUUUAAAAUUAUUAUGGUAUUUACUCACUCUGUGUUUAUUGCUUUGGAAUUUCAUUAUUAAUAUUCUCGUUUGCCUCUUCAAAAACUAAAAAUGAUGACUAAAACUCAAACAUAAAGCAAAUAAGAUACCCAUACUUGCAUUUUUAUCCUUUAUAUUCAUUCUUUUGUGGUCCAACAAACGUAUUUGUAAGUAACAUCUCUAGAUCAUUUAUUUUAUUAACUGUUAUAUCUUCUGUAAUGUUUUAUCCUUCUAUUCUGAUAGCUAUUCCGAAUGUAAAAUCUAAGUUUAGUUUUAUUUAAAUUUCUCUAAUAUCGUGUGCUGCCUCAGUAGGAACAUCAUGCAUCCUUUUUGCCUUGCCAACUUUUCUUAAAUUAGGUUUAAAUAACUUAAAUGUUAAAAAAAUUAAGAAAAAAAAAUGGGCCUUUGUUGGUUUCAGUUAUACUUACUUAAUAUAAGUAUUAGCUUUGCUUUAUAUAAUAGUAACUUAAUAUUUUGUUCUUGUGAUAGUUGGAAGCUAUACAAAUAACAAUGAUAUUUCUUUAUGGCUAUAAUGUGCAGGCUUUGCAUACUUAUUUGAAAACGUAUUGGAUAUUUUAAUAGUUUUCUAUGUGAUGGCUAAAGGAAUUUAAGAUAAAUUAUCACAAUUAAUAGCUUUAAGGGGUUACGUUUUAUUACCUGAGGAGCUUCUAGUUGAUGCAGAUGCCAGUGAAUAAACAGAUUUUAAUGAUGAUGAUAUUUUCGAAGAUUAAAAUAAAUUUUAGUAGCAAAAUAUUUAAGCAUAAGAUUCUUAAGUCUAUUAAGACAAUUCAAGCUCAGAUGGAUCCUAAAAUUCAAUUGAAAUAGAUGACAUGGAUGAAGAGAAUAGAUAAUAAAAUUAAUAUAAUAUCUAAGAGAGUUAAAACGUAGAAAGUAAAUAAGAUUCAGAAGAUGAGGAAAGUGAAGAAGAAUAUGAUGAUGAAGAAGAAGAAGAAAAUUAAGAAGAUGAAGAAAAUGAUAGCAAGCAAAAAGAAGGUAGAUCAGAAAAUGUAGAAGUCAAAUUGGAAACUGAUGAUUAAAACAAUAAUAAUAAUAUUCUACACACUUAAGAAUAUGAAUUAGAAGAUUUAAAAAUAGAGGCUUUCAAAAAUAAUGAUAGAAGCUGA